AAAAUAGAAAAAAGGUUACAAUACAAUUUUAUCACUACAAAAUUCUACUAAACGGUAUUUACAAAAGUCAUUACCGCAUCUCUAAUUUCGGGAGGGAAUUAUUAACUGUCAAAUGUUUGGAUACAAUAAACGCGCUUUGAAUUUUUUAAACGGUUAGCUUUCCUUAUUCCGAUAAAUAUCAACAAGUGCGACUAUAUAAGAGACAUUAUAAGCAGUGUUUGUUUUGGGUUAGUGCUUCAAGAUGCAGAAAUCUAAAAAACGAAAGGUGGAGGACAAUGCGAUGGAAGUUGGUGAACCUUCAAAUGCAACCCAUACAAAUGGUAAUGCUGAGACUUCAAUACACGAAGAAAUUGAUCACAUAUCUGAUGAUGAAGAAGGUGGAGUUCGUAUAGGAGAUAUUUACAUACCGCCGGCUCCGAAACCGACAUGUUCUUUCGAUUCUAAAGGGCCCAGACUUAUAAUAACACACAUUGUGAAUGAGAACUUUAAGAGUUAUGCUGGAGUUGAAGUGUUGGGGCCGUUUCAUAAGAGCUUCACAGCGAUCAUAGGUCCUAAUGGCAGUGGUAAAAGUAAUGUAAUAGACUCUAUGCUAUUUGUGUUUGGAUACCGAGCUUCAAAGAUCAGAUCAAAAAAGAUAUCCGUGUUGAUCCAUUCAUCAAGCAAGUAUCCCAACCUGACUAGUACAACUGUGGCAGUUCAUUUUUGCCGAAUUAUUGAUGGGGAGGGAGAAGCAUUCGAAGUAGUACCAAAUAGUGAAAUUGUGGUAUCAAGAACUGCGUUUAGGGACAGCUCCUCAUUCUACACUCUUAAUGGAAAACGAGUGCAGUUCAAAGAGGUCUCUCGAAUGUUACGGUCACAUGGUAUAGACUUGGAUUACAAUCGGUUCCUGAUUUUGCAGGGUGAAGUUGAACAAAUCUCAAUGAUGAAACCGAAAGCUGUGACGGAACAUGAACCAGGAAUGUUGGAGUACUUAGAAGAUAUUAUUGGCACAUCUAGAUACAAGGAACCAAUAGAAAAAUUAGCAGUCAAAGUUGAAGAGUACAGCGAUUUGCGUAAAGAGAAACUAAACAGAGUGCGUUUGGUUGAACAAGAGAAGCAAGCGUUAAUGCAGCCUAUGCAGGAAGCCGUGGAUCUGCUCAACAUGACCAACACGUAUACGAGGAGUAGGAAUAUGGUGCUACAGAAAUAUAUUUACGAAACAAAAAAGAUAAUGGAGACUAAACAGCAGAGCUUAGAUGAAUGUAAGGCGAACUUAGCAGAAAUUGAUGAGAAGCUGAAGAAAAUUCAAGAAGAGCUACAGGAGAAGACAGGUGUACUCAAAGAAGGCACAAAAAAGUACGAUGUCCUACGCAAGAAGAAAGAGGAAGUAACAGAGAAGUUACAAUCUUGCAAGCGGAGUACGGUGACUACUCAAGCUGACCUCACGCAGAGUAACAAAAAGAAGAAGAAUUUAGACCAACUUAUUGAACAAGAGAAGGGGAAGUUGAUUGAUUUGGAACUUAUACCAGAAAAGAAUCAAAGGGAGAUUGAUGACUGUGGAAAACUUUUAGAAAAGCAUACGGAACAGAAGGCUAAAGCUGAGGAGGAAUUACAAGCUGUUGUGGCUAGUGUCAGAUCACGGACCCAAAGUCUUCAAGAAACAAAAGAUAAGUUACAAGGCAAAUUAAUGGAGUUAAAAAAGAUAGUCGAUGAAGCGAAUAAUUGCUAUAAACUGGCAGAGUCGGAGCUCAAAAUAUAUCUUAGUACGGAGAAGAAAGAGAAUGAAAAACUAGAGAAUAUGCAAGCUGCUUAUGAAAAGGCCAGUUCUGCUUUGGAACAGAAGAAACCUUUACAAGAAGAAUUGUCGCAAAGCUUACCGCAACAGGAAAAGCAGUUGAAUGAAAUGAACCAUAAAAUACAAAAACUGAAGAAAGAGGAGGCAACACUUAUCGCCGAAGUACGACCAUUAAGGGCACAAAUUGAAGAGUCCCGUCAAGCAAUGAGUGCUAACACGUCCAGGAACAAAGUAUUAAACGCUCUCAUGAAUGAGAAGCGAAAUGGAAGACUGCCUGGAAUAUUCGGACGGUUGGGCGACCUUGGCGGUAUCGAUUCGAAGUACGACGUAGCCAUAUCGACAUGUUGUGGAGGGCUGGACAAUAUCGUGGUAGAUACAGUGGAGACUGCUCAGGCUGCAGUAGAGUUCCUCAAACGCAACGACGUGGGACGAGCCACCUUCAUAGCUUUGGAUAAACAGGAACAUUUGAAACAAGUCUACGCUGCUCGGCAUACUUAUCCAGAGAACGUGCCUCGUCUCUUUGAUCUCGUCAAAGUAAAAGACGAACGCGUUCUACCAGCAUUCUACUACGCAUUGCGCGAUACAUUGGUCGCUAACGAUUUGGAGCAAGCCACACGGAUAGCGUAUGGACGGACGCGGUAUCGGACGGUCAGCUUGAAGGGAGAUGUUAUUGAACUUGCUGGUACGAUGACGGGCGGUGGUAAGCAAACAACGCGCGGCAAAAUGUCUUCGUCAGUACAACAGGACACAAGCGAGGCAGACCCUAGGGUCAUAAAGGCUAAUGAAGACAAAUUAGCCAAAAUGGAACAAAGGUUGGUUGAAGUUCGCAACGAGGUGUCUGAGUUAGAAGAAGCUCUCUCAAUUCUUCAACUAACGGUCCGCGACAAUAGAACCGCACUGAACAAACUCAACAUCGAACUCAAGAACUUAGUGGAACAAGUUCCUGUCAUACAGAGUCAAAUAAAACAACAAGAGAAGAAAGUAGCAGCCAGUCGGGUGGAUCCACAACAGAAGGCCAGCUUAGAGGCAACGGUUGCUUCUGCACUCAAGAAGCUGGAGAAGGCCAAAGAAAACGCUAGCGAGGUCGAAAGCGAUGUUCAUGAAAUAGACGAACAAAUAUCGGCAGUGGCUGGUGGCAAAGUGAGAGAUCUUCAGAAAGCUGUCGACGACCUCACCAAGAAGAUUGAUAAAGUCAACUCGGAAAUGACCAAGUUGAAAGUCUCUAUUAACACAAGUAAACGGAACGCCAAAAAAUCUAAAGAUAAAAUAAACCAAAUGGAGACCGAUCUACGGGACACGGAAAAAAAUAUUGAAACAUUGAAUAAUACUAAGAAACAGCUUACUUUAGAUAGCGCGAAAUACGAAAAGGAAUUGGAAGAAUUAGAUGAACAAAUUAAUGAAGGUACAGAUGAAUUCAAAGAACUAAAACAGGAGAUAAAUAAACUACAAUCGACGGAGAAUAAGAUCAAGGGAGAACGUAUGGAACGCAAAAACGACGUCGGAAAAGCGCAAAAGUCUCUGGAAGAUUGCGCAAACAAAAUACCGCAUUGGGAAAAAGAGCUCCGAACUUUAAAACUAGAAGAUCCACAAAUAGAAGGCAUCGCGGAGCUGGAACCAGUGACACCAUUAGCUCAGCAUACGGAUGAAGAACUUUCAGAAAUUAAUGUUGAGGAGUUGAGGAACCGGUUGACUGCACAGAAGAAUAGGAUCGGUGAUAAGAAGCCUAAUAUACAAGCUAUACAGGAUUACAAAGCAAAAGAGGAAUUGUACAUACGCAGGGCGGCGGAGUUAGAUGAAAUAACUAAUAGAAGGAAUGAAAUGAGAGCGUUACACGAUGAAUUGAGGAAGAAACGGAUGACAGAUUUCUUAGCUGGUUUUAACACAAUAACGGGAAAAUUAAAGGAAAUGUACCAAAUGAUUACGCUGGGAGGCGAUGCAGAGCUUGAGUUGGUUGACUCGCUAGACCCGUUCACUGAGGGUAUUAUUUUCAGCGUACGUCCCCCGAACAAAUCGUGGAAGAACAUAUCAAAUCUAUCGGGCGGAGAGAAGACGUUGUCAUCUUUAGCGCUAGUAUUCGCUCUGCAUUAUUAUAAGCCAACGCCUUUAUACGUUAUGGACGAAAUCGACGCCGCGUUGGACUUUAAAAACGUGUCCAUUGUCGCUAAUUAUAUUAAGGAUCGAACGAAGAAUGCUCAAUUCAUUAUAAUCUCGCUUCGAUACAAUAUGUUCGAAGCAUCUAAUCGUCUUGUAGGCAUUUACAAGACGGAAGACUGUACACACUGCGUCGCCAUCAAUAAUGAGGACUUUGAUCAACAUCUCGGAUCUCUUGUCGAAGGUCAAAAAAUAAACGCAUAAAUAAAAAAUAUAUUUUUUUUAGAUUUUAUUUUUGUGCAUUUUUUUGUUUAGAUUUUGUAUUAUAACUAUUA
Spodoptera exigua (beet armyworm) is the source of this 4200-nucleotide messenger RNA. Lineage: Eukaryota; Metazoa; Arthropoda; Insecta; Lepidoptera; Noctuidae. The record is from the annotation of a GenBank genome assembly.